Molecule: messenger RNA, 1062 nt
Organism: Paramecium pentaurelia
Lineage: Eukaryota; Ciliophora; Oligohymenophorea; Peniculida; Parameciidae
Source: the annotation of a GenBank genome assembly
AAUGCUACGAUUUAUUUAUCAAGGAUUCUCAACCUUAGUAAAAUAAAAUCCACUUAAGAAUGGAUUCAGAUUUGAGAAUUAAAAUCUCACCUGGACUUUUGGUGAAUUUGAUGUAUUGAAUAAUUGUUAUUGAGAGACACAUUCAAGUGCAUUCGCAUAUGGAUUGAUUGAAUAAGGUUGGAAACAAGGAGACAAACUCAUGCUUUUACUUGGUAGAUCUAACACAAGUGAAGCUGCCACUACAUUUGCUGGUGCAGCUAAAGCAGGAGUAAUUACAGUACCUUUCAGAUCCAAUGAUCCAAAUGAAAUUGAAAAGACUAUUAGUAUUGUCAAUCCAAAAGGAAUUGUGUUUUCACCAAAUCAACUAAUAGGAGAAACCAAAUUUAUUGAAAUCCUUAAAAACCUUGUUCCAGAAACCACAUAAAGUAUCUAUUAUAAAUUAAUUUAUCCAAAGCUUAAUCAGGAGAAAGUCUUAAGAGUAGUAAAUUUACUAAUUUGAAAUGGUUAAUUCAUACUGGAUUUUAUUCAUAUCCAGGCACUUAUAAAUUCAGAGUAUUAAACUAUUGAAGCCACUAGGAAUCAUUGGUCUAUGCCUCCAGGAACUUCAAUCGACUUUCUCUUCCAAGCGUUACAGGACCAGUUACAGCUUAAUUGAGAAAUGGAUAACUUUAAACAUAUACAUACUAGGACUUAGCAAAAAUGAGUGAGAAAGUAUAAGGAUCAAAACAUGUAAUAAUUUCAGGAGAUCCUUAAACUGUAACUAACUUUAGCAUCGGUAAAUUUAAGGAUCUCUAAUAUUAUAGUUGUUGGAGGAUUGGAAAGAGGAUACAAUACUGUUUUGACUGGAGCAGAUAAUGUAAAUAAAGUCUAAAAGAUUUUGAAGUAUUAUGACAAUUAUAGUCUUGUAGUAGAUGAUUCAGUUCUCAGUGAAUAAUAAUAAGUAUGAUAAUCUUCUAAUAUCAUUUUAGUCUGUUGAUGUUAACAACCUAUAAACCUUAUUCACUGUUGGCGAUGUCAACAAGGCUUAAAAUGUAUUCCAAAAAUAAGCCAUCUAAAUUUGAU